AUGUCCCCACACGUGGAAAACAAUCGAGCGGAAUGCUUGUGCAACGAGGAUUCACCAGACUCGCCCAAUCUUUCGACAUCAUCCUCCAAGGCCUCUUCGCCAAUACCGGGAAGUCCGGACCAAAUCCUACAGUCUCGAUUACUCCCAACCACUUCGCACGAUCGCGGGCAUGAUUCCCAUCACUCGCUCGAUCGUGGAUUUUUAAAGGAGAUCUUGAACAACAGGUUUGUACUCUGUUGUGCUUUGUUUGCCAGUCUAGGAGGGAUCCUGUUUGGCUAUGAUCAAGGAGUAAUUUCAGUGACGCUGGUUAUGGAUCAUUUCAAUUCCCGAUUUCCUCAAAUAGACCGGCGUGUUUCGGGCGACAGAGCGGCCAGUUUCUGGAAAGGUUUCCUCACCGCAAUGAUCGAGCUGGGAGCGGUUGUAGGUGUCAUGUUGGCAGGCUUCAUAGCGGACAGGUGCGGUCGGAAAAGUGCCAUCAAGACUGGCUCCUUAUUUUUCAUCGUCGGAUCAAUUGUCCAAACCUCUGCACUGGAUUUGAUCAUGCUCCUGGUCGGCCGUUUCGUCGGUGGAAUAGGAAUUGGCAUAUUGUCCAUGGCAUGUCCUAUGUAUAUGGGUGAAAUCAGUCCCAACAACAUUAGAGGUGCUCUGCUCUGUUUAGAGGAGUUCAACAUCGUUUUGGGGAUCGUCGUGGCCUUUUGGAUCACUUACAUGACCCGAUUGAUAGAAAGCGAGGUUUCCUGGAGAUUACCGUUUGGGAUUCAAUUGCUACCUGCGAUCAUCAUUUUGCUGGGCCUUUCACUAUUACCAUCCUCUCCCUCCUGGCUUGCAAGCCAUCAACGAUAUGAUGAAUGCCUCAAGACACUCUCGACGUUAAGACAGUUGCCGAUCGAUGAUGAGUCUGUGAGACAAGAGUGGUUCGAUAUCCGCGUCGAGGCGGAGUUCCAACGAGAGCUUCAUUUGGCUCGGUUUGGUGAGCUUCCGGAGCAGGCAUGGUCCCAACUCAAAAUGGAGUUCCAGAAGUGGGGCGACACGUUUUCCAAGCGCUGUCGCCGUCGGACCCUCGUCGGUGUUGGCCUCUCUUUCUUCCAACAAUUUGUUGGAAUAAAUGCUUUGAUCUACUAUUCCCCAACUCUUUUCGAAACACUUGGGUUGGAUGUAGAGCUACGAUUACAGAUGAGCGGCAUCAUGAAUAUGUGUCAAUUAUUCGGCGUGACAAUCUCGUUUCUGUUCAUCGAUAAAGUCGGAAGACGGCCGUUGUUAUUGUUCGGAAGUGUGAUGAUGACCAUUUGCCAUCUCACCGUGGCCAUCUUGAUCCGUCAGUAUAGCGCUGAUUGGGCACAACAUAAAAUAGCUGGGUGGGCUGGUGUGGCCUUUCUGCUUCUUUACAUGGUGGUAUUUGGCGUCAGUUGGGGCCCGAUCCCAUGGGCAAUGCCAUCGGAGAUCUUUCCCUCCUCCCUUCGGGCUAAAGGCGUCGCGGUUAGCACUAUGUCAAAUUGGAUCAAUAACUUUAUCAUUGGCUUUAUUACACCUCCACUGAUUGAAAAAACAAACGAAGGGGCCUUCAUCUUUUUCGCAUUCAACUCGUUAUUGUCGUGGGUCUUUGUUUGGUUAGUUGUACCUGAAACGGCCUAUCGAUCAUUGGAGGAAAUGGAUCGAGUGUUUGGUGAUCAAUUGGCCGUCGAAGACCAACUUAAAAAAUCGCAAAUAUUCCAGAAAAUCAUCUCUCAAGAGCAUUAG
This is a messenger RNA of Puccinia triticina, 1737 nucleotides long. RefSeq lists its product as uncharacterized. The transcript is spliced from 19 exons. Gene Ontology annotation, cellular component: membrane. Lineage: Eukaryota; Fungi; Basidiomycota; Pucciniomycetes; Pucciniales; Pucciniaceae. The record is from RefSeq and is a predicted model, not a curated record. Gene Ontology annotation, molecular function: carbohydrate:proton symporter activity. Bases 1 to 1737 code for a protein of 578 amino acids. Gene Ontology annotation, biological process: carbohydrate transport; transmembrane transport.